Messenger RNA from Salvelinus fontinalis (brook trout), 2322 nucleotides. Its product is annotated as 5-hydroxytryptamine receptor 4-like. The coding region runs from base 646 to 1740 and encodes 364 amino acids. The transcript has 2 exons. The record is from RefSeq and is a predicted model, not a curated record. Gene Ontology annotation, molecular function: G protein-coupled serotonin receptor activity. Lineage: Eukaryota; Metazoa; Chordata; Actinopteri; Salmoniformes; Salmonidae. Gene Ontology annotation, cellular component: plasma membrane. Gene Ontology annotation, biological process: chemical synaptic transmission; regulation of appetite; adenylate cyclase-activating adrenergic receptor signaling pathway.
UAGUGCACUAUAUAGGUAUUAUGGUGCUAUUUUGGAACACAGCCCUUGUCUAGUGGUGGGAGGACAGCAGGGAUGGUAGGUACCUAUCAGAUACUCAGGUAGUCACCCACUAUGCACUUAUGCACAUGUAACAGGCUGGUUUGGAACCACACUCAAGUGAAGAGUAACCUUGCCUGAGACCUGAAGACUUGCAUUGGCUUCCAGAGCCAAUGCCUUGGCUUUAUCUCUGCGGGCUAAUAUAGUCUUGUGGGUAGUAGUCUUGCACAGUAUGUGAGUCGUUCCCAUCCUCUGGUAGAAUCAAGCUGAUAGAGUCAGGGAUGUAGAAAAGGUGUCUUUAACAGAGGGAUGAAAGUGAGAGACAAGUGUCAGUAUUAGCAUCACAAUGCCCAACCCUGCCUUUCCCCCCGACCACCUCCCUUUUGUUACCCAUCCACCCUUUUGUGUAUGAUGACAGGGGACUGUCUUAGUUUACCUUGAUUGGUGCCUUUCAUUAGAGCGAUACACACCUCCGCAUCUCCUCGUCCCUUCAUCAUGACGAGAGAUGAGAGAUAAGAAAGGAACCAGGCUCCUGUUGUCCUGUGAUGUGCAGUAUGGUGAAAUGAGGACGGACAGCCAACCGUCUCAAUCACAGAACAAGACCAAGCCAUGGAUAAUACCAGUUUGGGAUGGCCUGAGGAUCUGGAUGGUGAUGCCAACCUUUCUUCUCUCCAUGGCGACCUGGAGGACUUCUGCGCUACGUCGUCGAGGCACCAGGCAUCUCGGGUGAUCCUGUACGCCUUCUUUACGGCGGGCAUCUUGUGCACAGUGGUGGGCAACUUCCUGGUGGUCUUGGCCAUCGCUUACUACAAGCAGCUGCAGUCGCCCACCAACUCGUUCGUCAUGUCCUUGGCGGUGGCCGACUGCCUGGUGGGGUUGGUGGUCAUGCCCUACAGCAUGGUGCGCACCGUGGAGGGCUGCUGGCUCUUCGGCGCCCUCUUCUGCCGGGUCCACUCCAGCCUGGACGUCAUGCUGUGCACCGCAUCCAUAUUCCACCUCAGCUGCAUUGCCUUCGACCGCUACUAUGCCGUGUGUAACCCCUUAGUCUACCACCUGAAAAUGUCCCAGGGCCGGGUAGCCUUCCUGAUCGUGGUCUGUUGGGCCGUCCCGUUACUCAUCUCCUUCGGCCCCAUCAUGCUGGGCCUCCACAAGGCCGGGGUGAACAUGGUGCCCAUGCCGCCCGAGGACGCCUGCGUCUUCCUGGUCAACCGCGUCUACGCCGUCAUGGCCUCCCUGGUGGCCUUCUACCUGCCCAUGGGCGUCAUGCUGGCAGCCUACUGGAAGAUCUACAAGGCGGCCAAGCGGCAGGCCAUGCAGAUCAGUGCCAUGGAGAGCCAGUUUUCGGCCGGAGUGGGCAAGGACUCCAGCAAGAAGCAGAGGCACCGCAACGCCAUGAGGAGGGAGAGGAAGGCAGCUAAGACCCUGGGGAUCAUCAUGGGGGUCUUUCUACUCUUCUGGCUUCCCUUCUUCACCGUCAACAUCGUGGAUCCCUUCAUCGACUACAGCACAGCGGUGGAGGUGUGGGAGUUUUUCCUGUGGCUGGGGUAUGUUAACUCGUCGCUUAACCCGUUCUUGUAUGGGUUCUUCAAUAGAUCCUUCCGUAGGGCGUUUAUGAUGAUUAUGGGAUGUCGGAUAUGUCUGUCGAGCUCCUCGCCGGGUAUGGACUUAUCAAAAGAGAGCAACGAACGCAAGGUCAACCAAUAGGAGACUAGAAUUGCAACACACACACACCUGGACGUGGCAUCGACCUAUCACACGCCAAGAAAGAGGGCAACGGGACACACAGACAACCAAUAGGAGACUGGAGACUUUUAAAAUACUUCAAUACCGGCUAAUUGUGUACAGGUAGAGGACAAUUUAAGGGAUUAAGUUGUUAUUGUUAUAUUAGAGAGAAUUAAGCCACUGACUGAUGAAGGAAUUGACAUUUAAAACAAUCUGUGCAUUUCUGAGGGACAAAACUGAAAUAAACACAAGAUUGAACUGCAAAACACUCAAAUGACAGGGUGCCAAUUACCAUUGUAUUUUGGUAGCAGUUAUACAUAAAAAAAGAGAGAAAGAAAAUACAUUUAAGAAAGAAAGAAGUGAAUACUCUUCAGCAAAUGUUGUUCUAGUUUGUAAAUAAAUACAAUGUCUGGUUCUUCUUUAGCCUUUCUGAAAACCUUAACAAUCCAAAAUAAAUUGUCAUGUCUGCUUGUCUGAAUUGGUCACUCGAUUAAGUGUUUGGGUUUUCUAUGAUGAUUGACGUCAUUAUUAAUAUAUGGUGUAUAAUGAUGUACACAACCAAGG